Molecule: messenger RNA, 1839 nt
Organism: Dendronephthya gigantea
Lineage: Eukaryota; Metazoa; Cnidaria; Anthozoa; Malacalcyonacea; Nephtheidae
Product: protein disulfide-isomerase 2-like
Exons: 7
Coding region: 106-1650 (514 amino acids)
Biological process (GO): response to endoplasmic reticulum stress; protein folding
Cellular component (GO): endoplasmic reticulum
Molecular function (GO): protein disulfide isomerase activity
Source: RefSeq, a predicted model, not a curated record
ACUUCCGAUCUUUCCUCUUUAACUUUUGCAGAAAGAACAAGUUUGGUUCACUUGUCUUGAAAAUUUCGCCCUGGUGUUGUGUGUUUUAGAUUUCUUGUUACCAAAAUGAAAGUAUACGUGUUGUUGAUGAUUGCCCUUGUGGGCUCGGUGUUUUGUGAAGAAGAGAUUAUCGAAGAAGAGAAUGUUUUGGUGUUGACGAAGGACAAUUUUGAUGAUGCUCUAGCUAAGCACAAUCACAUUCUAGUUGAAUUUUAUGCUCCGUGGUGCGGUCAUUGCAAAGCUUUGGCCCCAGAAUAUGCUGGAGCUGCAGGAACGUUGAAGGAGCGAGGAUCUGAUAUAAAAUUAGGCAAAGUUGAUGCAACUGUUCACACAGAACUAGCGACGAAAUUCCAAGUACAAGGAUACCCUACGAUCAAGUUCUUCAAGGGCGGAAAACCUAUCGAAUAUGGAGGUGGCAGACAAUCUGCUGACAUUGUAUCAUGGUUAGAAAAGAAAACUGGACCACCAGCCAAGAGUUUGGAAAGCAGUGAAGAUGUAAAGAAAUUCAUUGACGAUAAGGAAGUUGCUGUUGUUGGUUUCUUUGCUGACCUGGAGUCUGCUAAGGCUAAAGCUUAUACUGGAGCUGCUGAUAGCAUUGAUGAUGUUGAGUUUGGAAUUGUAUCCAGUGCUGACAUUGCCAAAGAAUAUAAUGUUGAUGGAAAUGGUAUUAUUCUCUUCAAGAAGUUUGAUGAGGGUCGUGCUGUUUUCAGUGGAGAAUAUGAAUCUGAUGCAAUUGCAUCCUUUGUCAAUGCCAACAAAAUGCCACUGGUUAUGGAAUUCACUGAUGAAAGUGCUCCUAAGAUCUUCGGAGGUGAUAUCAAAGUACAUAUCCUCUUAUUUAUCAAAAAGAGCGCUGAUACCUUUAAUGAUAUCCUGGGAUAUUUUAAUGAUGUUGCAAAAGACUUCAAAGGCAAAAUGCUAUUUGUUUACAUUGAUGUUGAUGUUGAAGACAACAGCAGAGUAUCAGAAUUCUUUGGACUUACAAAAGACGAUGUUCCAACUGUUCGCAUUAUCAACAUGACUGAACAAGAUAUGGCUAAAUUUAAACCAGACUUUGAAACCUUUAGUGCUGAUGCUCUAAGGAAGUUUGCCCAAGAUUUUGUCGAUGGUAGCCUUAAGCCACACAGAAUGUCAGAAGACAUCCCAGAUGAUUGGGACAAAGAACCUGUCAAGGUUCUCGUUGGAAAGAACUUCCACGAAAUUGCUUUAGACAAAUCAAAGAAUGUUUUUGUUGAAUUCUAUGCCCCAUGGUGUGGACAUUGUAAACAACUUGCUCCAAUCUGGGAUAAACUGGCAGAGAAAUACAAAGAUGAUGAAAGUAUUGUAAUUGCUAAGAUGGAUUCCACCAAAAAUGAAAUUGAAGAAGUUCGUGUUGAUAGUUUUCCAACUCUCAAAUGGUUCCCUAAAGAUUCUGAUGAGAUUGUUGAUUAUACUGGCGGAAGAACGCUUGAUGAUCUGACAAAAUUUGUUGAAUCUGGUGGUAAAGAUAUGCCAGCAGAGUCAGAGGAACCUGCCCCUGAAGAAGAAGAAGGAGAAGGGGAGGGUGUAGAAGAAACAGAUGAGGCAGAUGCUGAAGAUGGGGAGGAAGUUAAACCUAAAGAGGAACUAUAAAGGACAACACCAAUAAUACGUAAUGUUGCCCUUCCUAAUUUGGCAAACAUCAACCAAUGGACGGCUGUAAUUUUGGUCGCAUGAAUGUUAUACGUAUUACCUUUAUAAAUUAUUUUAGAUUCAUUAUUCUCUUAGGUAUUUGUUCUGAUGCUCUUGUGUUAUGCAGUAAAAGAUUUUUUCAGAAAGCUA